Messenger RNA from Trichoderma asperellum CBS 433.97, 1777 nucleotides. It is a transcript of the gene END3, whose product is annotated as endocytosis defective- protein. Gene Ontology annotation, biological process: endocytosis; actin filament organization; endosomal transport. NCBI's taxonomy places the organism in Eukaryota, Fungi, Ascomycota, Sordariomycetes, Hypocreales, Hypocreaceae. Gene Ontology annotation, molecular function: protein binding; calcium ion binding. Gene Ontology annotation, cellular component: cytoplasm; plasma membrane. The record is from RefSeq and is a predicted model, not a curated record.
GGGCAUCGCCAAAGGGAACAUCCGUAGCUUCGUCACUUGCUUGCGACUCCUUGUUCUUGCACCCGUUCGCUCACUCUCGUCCCUUGCGGCUGUCUUUGCGCUUUCGCGAUUUCUUUGUGCUCUGUUUGGCGUCGUGCUCUUUUCCCCAGCGCCUUUUAGUUGCGCCCGGUGAUUGCAGACCAAGCUUCGUGGGCCAAUUCCAAUCUAACUCCCCCCCAAAAGCGGCACUCCUCGGAUCCGAGCUCCAUAGACGAUGCCUCCCAAGAUUGAGCAGAAGGAAAUUGAGACAUACUGGAAUAUCUUUUCAGACAGGACAGGCGGCGGACAGUUCCUUACUGGCGAACAGGCUGCGCCCGUGCUCAAGAACAGUGGCCUUCGCGAUGACCAGCUAGAAAAAGUGUGGGAUUUGGCGGACGUGGAUAACGAUGGUAACCUGGACUUUGAGGAGUUUUGCGUCGCUAUGCGGCUCAUCUUUGAUAUUCUAAACGGAGAAUAUGCCGACGUACCAAAGACGCUCCCGGACUGGAUGAUCCCGGAAUCGAAAGCUCAUCUGGUGCAAGCAACCAAAGCCAUCACGGGGAAGCAGCCACAAUUUGAGCAAGUCGAAGACGAGGAUGACACUCCCGGCCUGAAGGAUGGGUUCGAGUGGUACAUGAAGCCAGAGGACAAGGCCAAGUACGAGCAGAUUUACCAAGAGAGUCGGGAUAUGCGAGGAGAAGUAGCAUUCGCAUCCCUUGAGGAUCUUUACGAGUCUUUAGACGUCCCCGAUACAGACAUUCGAUCUGCUUGGAACCUGAUCAACCCCUCUGCUUCAUCAAGCAUCAACAAGGACGCUUGUCUUGCGUUCCUCCACAUUCUCAACAAUCGACACGACGGAUACCGCAUUCCUCGCACAGUACCUGCCUCACUACGAUCAAGCUUUGAGCGCAACCAGAUCGACUACCAGGUUGACAACCAAAAGACGGGAGUCUCGUCACGGUGGGCAACAAAGGCAGAUGAUUCUACAGCGACGGGUCGGAAGGCCAAGUUCGGCGACCAGUACCUGACAAGACUCGGACGCAGCGGCUUCAAGACAGCAGGCACCGACUUCUCGACGGAGAAGACGGAGGACUGGGAGGAAGUGAGACUCAAGCGCCAGCUGCAAGACUUGGAAGAGAAGAUGCGAAAGGUAGAAGAGAUUGCAGAGAGACGCAAGGGCGGGAAGCGCGAUUCCAAGCCGGCGCUCGUCAAGAGGGAGCUGGACCAGCUUCUGGACUAUAAGCGACGAGAGCUGAGAGACCUGGAAGAGGGCAAGGGCAAGAGCGCCGUGGGUGGAAACCUGAAGAGCAUAUCGGAUGAUCUAGAGACGGUGCGCGAGCAGGUGGAUGGUCUGGAAGCCCACUUGCGGUCUCGAGAGCAAAUCCUGGAGCAGCUGCAGAGUGAGAUUGAAGAUGAGAAGAGAGGCUAAGGAAAGGGGGGAAGUGAUGUGGAGAGAAGAUACGGGUAGAUUCUGGAGGAAAAUCAUUUUUGGGUGUUUAUUUUUUUUUUCUUUGUGAGCGAGAUUGGUUGAUAAUGGUUUGCAGAUGUAAGGAUAGGUAAGGUAUAUAUCUGUUUGGAAGUGUACAUGCAUAGAUCGGGGUUGUAGGUAAUCAAGUUGUUGGUUGCAGUUGGUUUCAAACUUCGUUAGACGUUGCUCAAGUUACGGUUUCCCUUGGUCCAGCUGUGUAUUUUCUAGCCAUGGUCAUACUAUUGCACGGCUCUGUCAUUACAAGAUACUGCAUUCCACGCGAGUUGCAAG